This is a messenger RNA of Necator americanus (New World hookworm), 1515 nucleotides long. RefSeq lists its product as uncharacterized. The coding region runs from base 1 to 1515 and encodes 504 amino acids. The transcript has 13 exons. The record is from RefSeq and is a predicted model, not a curated record. Lineage: Eukaryota; Metazoa; Nematoda; Chromadorea; Rhabditida; Ancylostomatidae.
AUGGAAAAAGUGCUCUUAUCAACAGCUAAGCCUAUCGUGGAGUAUUCUUCAACGUGUCCUCGUGACAGCACCUGCAAGCUAAUGCAGCCUCUUCUACUACUUCUGUCAUGGUUUUUGGUAAUCUCAAGGGCUCAAGUAGUUGCCACUACCACAGCGGCACAAAUGGCGACAUCUACGCCAACGGAACAAAAAGUAGAGUUGUCCGAAACUGCGGACAACUCUACUUAUCCGACCUUGGACAUUAUGCUCCUACAUUUUGAAAAUCUACCGGGUGUUCUUGCUGAUGGAACAUCUUGCUCGCCUUUCUCGUUCAUUAACGUACAAUGCACUAUGGAAAUGAAAAUCACGGUGGAAAUAGGGGACGAUAAACCUAUUAUGAUGGGAUUAGGACGAGUGACAUCCAGUUCAAAUAAGGUCGACUUCACUGAGGCUAACUAUUCAGAAUGGACGAAUCCGUACACUAUUUCUUUGGGAAAUAAAACAUACCAGGGAUUCAAUCUUUCGGUGGAAAUAACGAGUCAUAACGUUUCGAUUGAUUCGUGGAUUCAUCAAUUUGCUGAUGAAUCACAACUGCAAGGUGUUUCCACAUAUACUAGCACUCGUGGAGGAUCUAUGGGAACAACAUUAACAGUGGCGUGGACGACUAAUAACGUUUUCCCGCCUGCCACCCCAGCUCCGACAGAGCAGACUGCCUCAACACCUACUCAAACAAGGACUACACCAGGUGGAAUUCUCUAUCCAAAAUCCUGUGAUGACAUUAAAAGCGAUAAAACGGACGGUCCUAAGCAAAUCUACAUCAAUAACACAUCCAUAUUUGUGUAUUGUCAAUUUGGUGCUGAUAAGGCCUACACCGUAAUACAAAGCCGCGGUUCUGGCGACAAUGAAACGUUCAACAAAACAUUCGAGGAAUACAAAGGACCCUUUGGCAAACUGGAUGGGCCUAACAAGAACAACAAUUUCUGGCUUGGCCUCGACAACAUGGUUGCACUUACUGCCGACGGUGGCUACGAUCUUCUUAUUGAACUGUGUUGCAGUGGUAAAUCGAUUCAACAGCAGUUUUAUCAUAAUUUUACGAUAUCUGCUGGAGACUAUAUCCUAUCUGCAGAGGCAGAAGUGCCAAAAAUAGGACUUGACUUUAUCUCCUCAAAUACAGGAGAAAAGGAUAUUAACGCAACGUUUGCUACCUAUGACAAUUUGAAGGACGAUAUGCUGGAGGGAUGCGAUAUUCUAAGGUAUUAUGGAAAUGAGAGUACACCUAUUUUAAACAAACAAACAGGAGGAUGGUGGUUUGGUAGCUGCGGUAAUAAUCUAAACGGCGAAUUUGUACCGCCAAAUAACAGCUCGUGUCCAGCUGACAUUUCCCAAGCUGGAACUACUGGUAUUGAAAUGAGGACCUCUCAGGGCAUGAUUGGCAGUGAAGGGAGGGCAUUCGAUGGUAUCACUUAUGAUCGAGUUAGGAUGGCUAUCUACAAAUCCGGAAGCAUUCCGGUCGUCAGCAGUUCGUUCUGUAGCUGA